This is a messenger RNA of Effrenium voratum, 2046 nucleotides long. Lineage: Eukaryota; Dinophyceae; Suessiales; Symbiodiniaceae. The record is from the annotation of a GenBank genome assembly.
AUGAAGUUCGGCAAGCAACUGGAGAGGCACAAGGUCAGUGGCUGGGAUGCCUUCUACGUGGAUUAUGGGGGCCUGAAGAGAUCUCUGAAGCAAUGCUACGGCUCGCCCAAAAAUCCCGAGGAGGGAGGCUCGAGCGAGGGCUCGCGGAUGCUCGCGGAAAUCAGCUCCCAGUGGCUGGCGGAGCUGGAGGCUUCGGUGGAGCGGGUCAAUGACUUCUUCACCUCUGUGGCGGAUGAGGUGGAGGCCCGGCUGGUGGCGGGCCAGGAGGAGCUGGCGGCCCCGAGUGAGCAGUGGGAGCAGCUGAGGCACCACCUGCAGAGCAUGGUGGCACAGCUCCACACCACCUUGCUGGACCUGGGCCACUUCGCAGCGGCGAACCAUACGGCCUUCUACAAAAUCCUGAAGAAGCACGACAAGCAGACGGGCCUGGCGGCCUCCGCGCAGCUCCUGCCGCAGAUCGCGCGGGAAGCCUUUUACGAGCCGGGGAAGCGGCGGCUGGAGGAGUUGCAGCAGAGGCUCCGGGAGUUCGGCGCCCAGCUCGGGAUGGAGGACCUCGCCCUGACGCGGCAGGGGCCUUCGGACCACUGGGCCGUGGCGCGGAUCGCCUUCUCUCUGGGAGUGAUCUCCAUGGCGCUGGUGGUGCUGGCGGUGCUCUCGGGCAUGGAGCCCCAGAUCCCUCAGUACUCCGCCGAGGACCUGGCAGCUACGAUUCCGGUGCUGCGCCUGUCCUUCAUGAUGAACCUCACCGCCUGGCUUGCUGGUGGUUGUGCUUGGGUUUUUGAGCAUUACAAGAUCAACUAUUUGUUUCUCUUGGACAUCUCUCCGGACCUGGAUGUGUCAGCAAUGUCACUCUUGAACUACGCUUCUGUCCAAACGGGGGUUUGGAUCGUGUUGAGCUUCUGCUUCAUUGCAGACAUGAAGUUUGGGGCCGUGCUAUUCACGUUCCCGCGGAUACAUCGCCUGGGCUGGUCUUUGGCACACAUCUAUUCGAGCAGUGUCUUGAUCCUUCAACUCGCCAUCACUUCCAACUGGACCUCUGCUGCCCAUCGCAGGCUGUUUUCAAGACUGGUCGUGCGAGUUGCUUCCUUCUCGCUCUUGGGCGGCGUGAGCUUUGCAGAGAAUGUCUUCGCCGACUUUCUCACAUCCCUAGGCCGGCCUUUGAAGGACGUCGCGUACACGCUGUGUUACUUCAGAAGAAACUGGCAGACGCUGCAGGGCCGCGAGAUCCGAAUACAUUGCAAGGAGGACGGUUCGGCUUGGGCUACCUGGGCCCUGCAGUUUGUUUUGCUGCUGCCCUUGUUGUUCCGCAUUGCCCAGUGCCUCCGGCGCAUGCACGACACCGGGGACAAGCGGCGCCAUGGGUUGAACUGUGGGAAGUACUUCCUGGCCAUCGUGGUGAGCACGCUGGCGGUGGUCCCCGCCUGGUUCCUGGGGCUCUCCGAGUUCCAGGCUACGGUCCUCCGGGCGCUGGGCUACUUCCUGGCCACGGUCUACGCGGCCAGCUGGGACCUCGUGGUGGAUUUCGGCCUGGCGGCGGAGACGCGGUGCUGCCUCUUCCCUCGGUACAGCUAUGGCCUCCUGGCAGCGCUGGAUGUGCUGCUGCGCAGCACCUGGCUGCUGACCUACCAGCCGGACUGCCGGGCCUUUGUGGGCGCCUCUACCUUCAACAAGGAGUGCUUCGCCUUCCUGAUCAGCACUCUGGAACUGAUCCGGCGGGGCAUCUGGGCAACGCUCCGAAUUGAGCACGAGCACCAGAGCAAUGCGGGGCGCUUCCGCUCGGUGUGCUGGGUACCUCCGUUGGAUCAUCGGCGGCCAGUGCAGAGGAAAUUGAAGCCUGUGCUCGUGGCUCUGCAUGAUACAGCUUUGCUACCGCAGAGGUACGCCAGUGCGCCGCAGUUAGACUAUGUCACUGGAGAAGCGCACUGGUGCAGGGAAAGAGCCUCCACUGGCCUCAAUACGUUCGAUUGGCCAAACUGCGCGGAUGGAAUCCUGAAACACCCAUCAAGCAGGAGCGUUGCGCUUCGCUGCCGCAACUGGGAUGUUUGA